AUGUCUGGUGUCAACCAGAGCAGCAGUUUCCACCCUUCAAUCUUCUUCCUGGUGGGGAUCCCAGGCUUAGAGGCUGCCCACAUCUGGCUCUCCAUCCCGCUCUGCUUCAUCUACAUGGUGACCGUGCUGGGGAACUGCACCAUCGUGCUGAUCAUCUGGGUGGAGGAGAGCCUGCACGAGCCCAUGUAUCUCUUCCUCUGCAUGCUGGCUGUGGUGGACCUGGCUGGCUCUACCUCUGUGGUUCCCAAGAUGCUCUGCCUCUUCUGGUUUGGCUCCCAUGAGAUCCGCUUUGAAGGGUGCCUGCUGCAGAUGUUCUUCAUCCAUGCACUCUCCAUCAUUGAGUCGGCCAUACUGUUGGCCAUGGCCUUUGACCGCUAUGUGGCAAUCUGCCAGCCACUACGGUACGCGACCAUCCUGACAAACCCGGCCAUUGUGAAGAUUGGCUGCCUAGCCGUUGUGAGGGGGGCCGUCUUGACCUCUCCAUUUCCCAUCCUUGCCAGCAGACUCCCCUAUUGCCGGACGAACGUGGUCCCUCACACAUACUGCGAGCACAUGGGUAUUGUCCGGUUGGCCUGUGCCGGCACUGUGGUCAGCAACUUGUACGGCCUCACGGUGGCUCUGCUUGUGGUGGGUCUGGAUCUACUCUUCAUUGGCGUCUCCUAUGCCAAAAUUAUCUUGACUGUGCUGAGGCUGCCGUCGCAAGAAGCCCAAGCCAAGGCCUUCAACACCUGCGGCUCCCACAUCUGUGUGAUUGUCUUGGCCUACACACCUGCCCUCUUCUCCUUCCUCACACACCGCUUCGGCCACAACGUGGCCCCCUACAUCCACAUCCUCAUUGGCAACUUCUACAUCCUGGUGCCCCCUCUCUGCAAUCCCAUCGUGUAUGGCAUAAAGACCAAACUGAUCCGGGACAAGGUGACCGAGAGGGCUUACCAGAAGCAGCCCACCAUCUUCCAGAACAAGAAGCGGGUGCUCUUGGGGGAGACUGGCAAAGAGAAGCUCCCCCGCUACUACAAGAACAUUGGCCUGGGCUUCAAGACCCCCAAAGAGGCUAUUGAGGGAACUUACAUUGACAAGAAAUGCCCCUUUACUGGCAACGUGUCCAUUCGGGGACGUAUUUUGUCAGGCGUGGUCACCAAGAUGAAGAUGCAGCGUACCAUUGUCAUCCGGAGGGACUACCUGCAUUACAUCCGCAAGUACAAUCGCUUUGAGAAGCGCCACAAGAACAUGUCGGUGCACCUGUCCCCCUGCUUCAGGGAUGUGCAGAUCGGGGACAUUGUGACCGUGGGCGAGUGCCGCCCACUAAGCAAGACUGUCCGCUUCAACGUCCUCAAGGUGACCAAGGCUGCUGGUACCAAGAAGCAGUUCCAGAAGUUCUGAAGUCUAUUCUUGUCUGUUGGGAUGUGCAAAUAAACUUUUUGUAAAGACCCUGCA
This is a messenger RNA of Euleptes europaea (tarantolino), 1434 nucleotides long. RefSeq names its product 40S ribosomal protein S11. The transcript has 5 exons. The coding region runs from base 1 to 1380 and encodes 459 amino acids. Gene Ontology annotation, cellular component: cytosolic small ribosomal subunit; ribosome; membrane. The record is from RefSeq and is a predicted model, not a curated record. Gene Ontology annotation, molecular function: structural constituent of ribosome; olfactory receptor activity; G protein-coupled receptor activity. Gene Ontology annotation, biological process: translation; G protein-coupled receptor signaling pathway. NCBI's taxonomy places the organism in Eukaryota, Metazoa, Chordata, Lepidosauria, Squamata, Sphaerodactylidae.